Molecule: messenger RNA, 380 nt
Organism: Sphaeroforma arctica JP610
Lineage: Eukaryota; Ichthyosporea; Ichthyophonida
Exons: 1
Source: RefSeq, a predicted model, not a curated record
ACGAAAAAGCUCAAGGCUGAUUUCGAGACCAUCGCCAGUCACGCCGACACCAAUCUAAAGGCCCUACACGACGCCGAGGAAAUGCACAGACAGAAACAAACAGACCUCCAGGCCACGCACAAGCAGGAGCGCAAGAAGGAUGCGGCGCUGAUCAAGGAUCUCAGGCGCAUGCUGCAACAGGCGGUGGACCAUGGGGGGGUGGAGAGUCCUGGGCUGGUUGUCAAUGGCAACGGCAAUGGCAAUGGUAGUGUGGGUGGGGCGCUGCCUUAUAGUUUUGAGAAGCUGCUCAGCAGCACCGCGUCUCCAACGAUGGAGAAGUACGACCGUUAAUUAGUGCACUCACGACUACUAUCAAUUACUGCACUCGUGAACAUUAAGUA